Messenger RNA from Anarrhichthys ocellatus (wolf-eel), 996 nucleotides. RefSeq lists its product as uncharacterized. The transcript is spliced from 3 exons. The record is from RefSeq and is a predicted model, not a curated record. NCBI's taxonomy places the organism in Eukaryota, Metazoa, Chordata, Actinopteri, Perciformes, Anarhichadidae. The coding region runs from base 166 to 552 and encodes 128 amino acids.
UCUUUCCUCCUCCACAAUGUAUUUGUACUUUAGUAACACUGAUGAUCAGCUCCUAAUUAAUAUUUGACUCCAGGCAACCGAGCUCAGAGUUGGGCCACACUGGAGGAGCUGCAUGCCCAGGGGAAGCUGAAGGCCAUCGGAGUGUCAAACUACACACCAGCACACAUGAGAGAACUGAUGCAGAGCUGCAAAGUCCCUCCUGCACUGCUACAGGUAGAGUUUCACCCCAAGCUGUGCCAGACCGAGCUGAGGAAAGUGUGUAAGGAGUAUGGAGUGUGUUUCCAAGCGUUCUCCUCCUUAGGGAAAGGAGAGCUGGUCACUGACCCUGUGGUCUUGGAGGUGGCAAAGAAUUGUGAACGCACCCCUGGACAGGUCCUCUUACGCUGGGCUGUGCAGCAGGACGUCCCAGUGAUCCCCAAAUCGUCAAAUCCAAACAGAAUAAAGGACAAUGCCAGGCUUUUUGACUUCACACUGAGUGAUGCAGACAUGGACAGACUGUCAGCUUUGGACUGUGGGCAAAAGUAUUGCUGGGAUUCAUCAGAAGUCGCUUGAUAGACCACACAUUUGAACACACGUUGUCUUCCAUGAUGCCUCUUAAAUGCUGCUGCUCUUUGGCUCUGACUGGCAGUGAUGCAGUGGUGGGAAACCACCACUAGAACACUCAGUUACAUAACAAAUGCAUUGGGUGAAUGUAUUGAUUUAGAUCAAAUGUAUGAGAGUUCAAGUAUGAUUUUGUACAACAUUGGCGAGUAAGUUAUCCUGUUUAUUGUGACCCAUGUGCCAUAAAAUACUGAGCCCUUUCAGGCAGUAGAUGUAUCCUGAACAAAAAUGUAUUUAAUGUGCCAACAUUUUAAGACUACUUCCAUAUUCUUUGUUGCCUCACGCUGAUCUUUAAUCAUACUCUUACAAACAAUACGGUGGCUUUUGUGUUCUAGCUUUCCCAUUUGAGCUGUCUAUGUAUUACCACUUAUUUGAGAUGAAAGAAUAUGCAAUUUU